This is a messenger RNA of Protopolystoma xenopodis, 531 nucleotides long. The record is from the annotation of a GenBank genome assembly. Lineage: Eukaryota; Metazoa; Platyhelminthes; Monogenea; Polystomatidea; Polystomatidae.
AUGCCUCUGUUUGUAAUCGCAUGCUUUCGCCUUUUCAUUCCACUUCUUUCCAGCCUCUCCUCCAGUCUCGCCUCUCCGCUUCCUCUGCUCCACUGCCUGUCCGUCGCAAUCGUCGACCGAAGCGCUGCAUGUCCCGGCCGAGCAGUCCAACGGCAAUCUGGACACGUCAACCGGUUCACCUCAUCUUGCGCAGCCGACUUCAGCCUCUCUUCCGCCCUCCCUGACGGACUGACCGACUGGGCACACGAACAACCUCGACGCGGAUACAGAGACAAACACCGAUUAGGCCGCCCAGGGGCAUGCGCGAGUUUGAGCAUAUUGGGGCUUUCGUGUGUGUUCAUCCGUUGCCCCGUUGAAAAUCAAUCGGCUUUUCUGUUUGUUUCAGUCGAGUUAGGCGCGAACACUGAACAUGAGGAAUCAUUCUACAGCAAAAGUGAUUGGAUUUCGACAAACCCUGUCCCCUCGAGGGUACUCUUCUGCCGGCAGAAACUAUGUUGCCCCGGCAACUGGGUGAGGACCACCGUUCGAUAA